Messenger RNA from Eruca vesicaria subsp. sativa (arugula), 609 nucleotides. Lineage: Eukaryota; Viridiplantae; Streptophyta; Magnoliopsida; Brassicales; Brassicaceae. The record is from the annotation of a GenBank genome assembly.
AUGUCACCGUCUCAUCUUCUCACCGCUGUUCAUCUCAUCCUCAUUGUCGCCGCGUCCUUUGUUCUCACCGCCUCUACUGCUCCACUCGACUCUGCGGGCUCAUCAGCUCCUCACGUCAUCACAUGGUUUGCUUGCUUCUCCUCUCUCCAUAACAUCUACUAUCUUCUCCGGCAACUUCGCCUUGGUUUCUCGAACGUUUACUCCAGAUCCGUUAACUACGACUAUCCUCAAGCAUUUAGGAUGAAGCCUUCCGCCGGAGUCCCGCACCUGCUGCAAGAAACUCUCCCCUUCGUAAAGCUCGUGGUCAGAGCCUCGAAUGGGAUCGACGAAACCAGGUCCUCAAGUGACAUCCUCGGCUUGCUUCCAACUAGUUUCGUCGACGUCUCCGACGAGUUCCGUGCCUUGCCGCGUCCAUCUCGUGUUGCUCUCUGCUCAGCCGUCGACAGUUACUCCGAUGAGAAUGGGAUCCGAGUCACCUCUCCUAUAACUCCCCUUUACACGGUUGCUAUAUCCCCUCGCGAUUUCCGCCAUUCCGAGACUUACGCUGGAAAGUGUUGUCGUUUACAGAUAUCACACGGGCCUGGGCUUAUGCAUCUAGAAUGGGCCUGA